AUGAUAUUCUCCGAAGAAGAUUUUCGUUUAGCCGGAGAGAUGAAAAAGCCGCGAGGUUCAGAGAACGGAGAACCUAGAACUAUCACUAACUGGGAUCUUUUCGCCACGCUAGGUGGCUCUUGGGAAGAUUCCGCAAUGGACAGCAUCGACGAAGAAUACGAUCGGCUCGUCGAAAAACUUCAUGUCUGCAAGAGGAAGGCUCAGAGAUUUAAAACCAUGAGACGCCUGUCUCCGGAAACUCCAGAGCUGAUGCGUCAGCGUGAAGCUGCACGAGCAGCAGGCAACCAGGAACUCGCGUCCGAGCUCGCAAGGCUUUGCAGAGAGGCGAUAAAAGAAUACCUCAAGGAGAGAAGGGCAGAAGUGUUGGUUGAAGCUACAAGGUGGGAAAGAGCAUUCGCUACGCCCGUCGAGAAUUCGCCAAUCGAAGGACGAAGAGAACUGCUCUCCGGGGAACCUGAAGGGAACAACCAUUUUGUCGAGAAGGGAAAUGAGAAAAUCAUCCACGACUUCUACUCUCUUCGAUAG
This is a messenger RNA of Necator americanus (New World hookworm), 525 nucleotides long. RefSeq lists its product as uncharacterized. Bases 1 to 525 code for a protein of 174 amino acids. The transcript has a single exon. NCBI's taxonomy places the organism in Eukaryota, Metazoa, Nematoda, Chromadorea, Rhabditida, Ancylostomatidae. The record is from RefSeq and is a predicted model, not a curated record.